Messenger RNA from Jatropha curcas, 961 nucleotides. It is a transcript of the gene AGL26, whose product is annotated as tRNA (cytidine(34)-2'-O)-methyltransferase. Lineage: Eukaryota; Viridiplantae; Streptophyta; Magnoliopsida; Malpighiales; Euphorbiaceae. Gene Ontology annotation, biological process: wobble position ribose methylation. Gene Ontology annotation, molecular function: RNA binding; RNA methyltransferase activity. The record is from RefSeq and is a predicted model, not a curated record.
GCGUCAAUAGAAGGAAGAAGCUUACCCAGCACCAACACAAGAAGGGAUUCUGAAUGGAAACUACGAGCUUUAAAACCCUAAACGCCAUAACCUCUUUAUCCUUCCAUUUCCGUUCAAGAGCUCUUCUGUUGCGUCCCCUUUAUUUGGCCCAAUUCAAGAAGAGACAUUUUUGCUCUUCUCUUUCUAUCUCCCAACGCUUCUCCGCACUUUGUUCUGUGUCUGAAAGAGGAAAUGGGAAUUCGUUGCCACAUGGAAUUGGUGAAGCUGUUAGUGAAGUCUCAAGAAAUAAGCUUCUUCAAGUGGUAUUAGUGUCUCCUCAGAUUCCAGGAAACACAGGUUGCAUUGCCAGAACAUGUGCGGCUUCAGCUGUUGGACUACACUUAGUUGGGCCCUUAGGAUUCCAAGUUGAUGACACAAAAUUGAAGCGUGCUGGGCUGGAUUACUGGCCAUACGUUGUUGUGAAAGUUCAUGACUCUUGGGCUGAGUUUCGAGACUACUUCAGGCAGCAGGAAGGUGAUAAGCGUUUACUAGCAUUUACCAAGAGGGGAAAAGCCACUCAUUCAGAGUUCUCUUAUAGGAAAGGUGAUUAUCUCUUAUUCGGCUCAGAAACACGCGGCCUACCACCUGAAGCUUUGCUGGACUGUGAAAAUGAAUCGAUUGGUGGGGGUACCAUUCGGAUUCCGAUGGUUGAAACCUAUGUUAGAUGUCUGAAUCUCUCUGUGAGUGUUGGCAUUGCUUUGUAUGAAGCUUCAAGACAGUUGAACUAUGAGCAGCUUAAAUUUCCUUCAGAAACUUGUAUAGAUAAUGAGAAAUCAUUUAUUACUGAAGAUAUUUUUGCUUGACAAAAGUUGCAUUUUUUUUAUCAUGCUAUCAUUUUCAAUCUUCUACCAUACACAUUAUUUAUCAUGUAUUGAUGUAAUACAAGUAAUUAAUUAAUAAUUAAUUAAUUAUGGUGAGGCAA